GCACAGCCAAAAGCAGUGCGGCCGAAUCUAGUGCCGUGGCUGGGUUACUACUGUGUUUUAUACCUCCGCUGUUUUUUCGUAUCGUGCGUGUUUCGUGCGUGCAUUUAUCUAUUACAGAUUUAGAAAUUUAAAUUGUUUUACGAUAACCAGUGGAUUAACGUGUGAUAUUUAUUUUUAAAUAAUAGUGUACUAACCAACUAAAGGAUCUAACACAUAAUUUAAGAUACCAAGAUGUUGAUGUAAUUCGAAUUUUAGCGGUUACUAGUGGAGUUUAAUAUAUAUAUAUAUAUAUAUUUUCUACAACUGUAGUUCGAAAUAACAAGAACGAAAAACACCGCGACGGCCAUGGCUCGCCGUCGCGAGGACACCGACGAUGGUGAUUAAAAACGUCGACGGGUGCGGCAUACUAAACCAGUACGAUAAUUUAAAUAGUAAAACUAAUAAUAAUAGUUUUAAAAAUAGUCACAAUAAUUAAAACUCAUAGUAAAAAAUUUAAAUAAAAUGUUUGUCGUGAUAAUUAUAAAUUUAUUUAUCAAGUUCGCAGGCUGUUGAUCAUCCAAAACUCUGUUUGCUUGUUUCUGAUAGUUAUUGGAGAACAUGAAGCUGAAUUUUAUUUAAUGAAGAAUACAAAGUGGAUUUGGUGGUGAUAUGGUUGUGAAAUAAAGCAAGAGAUCUUUUUUAAAGUAGUCUAGCAACUUGUAAAAAUAAUAAAGUCAGAUAGACUUUAUUACAAUAUAUAUAUUUCAAUAUACGUAUAUGUAUAUAUAUAUAUAUAUAUAUAUACUUGUGGUUGUUUUAAAAGCAGCGGUGUGUUUUUAAGGACGUGAUACAUUGCCCGGCGGACUAGUUGUGUGUUAUUGGUCUUGGUCAAAAAGCGAUAGCAAACCGGAUACACUUAAAAACGUGUAACUGGCUAGCUGGUGUAGACCAACAAGCCGACGAGCCGGGAGGCUUUCAUUUUAUUUUGUUGGAAGACAUUUGUUAAGCUGUUGUAGUUUUCAGUUGGUCGACAACAGAGCCAAUAAAGUUUUUGAGACAUUAAGCAAGCAGUCCGUCCUCCUACAAGGGGAAGAUUACCCGCUGGAGGAUGAAGUCGCCACGAGAAUUAACACACGGCUCUUAGUUUGUGUUCUUCGUCUCCAACGUCUCAAUUUUUUUUUUUAUCUUUGUUUUGUGUCAUCGGGGUGGAAGACUGGUUGUUAAAUCACCAGGGAAUAUAUAUAAGAAGAUCGUAAUCGUCAGGAAAAAUGCAAGUGGCAACGUUGUUUCGAGAGAGCAGUACUCUGCUGAGUGCUUCGAAUCUCGAUCCUCCUCAGCAACAACAUCCGGCUCUUCAACAGCAACACCAGCAGCAACAACAACAGCAGCAGCAACAUCAUCAGCCGCAGCAAGAACAACAACAACAUCAGCAGCAACAGCCGCAGCUUCAGCAUCAUCAGCAAAUUCAACAACAGAGUCCGGAUAUCCAUCUUGGUCAUCAUAUGCAGCAUUAUCAUAAAAUGUCUUAUCCAUCGCCAGUACAAAAUGGCGUACAAAAUAAUAGUACAAUGAACUGUUCUGGUUCUCAAGGGUUGAUGGUGAAACAGGAGGCACGGGACGACGGUUACGAGACGAGUCCAGACCUGGAGAUGAGAAGCAACGGGGGUGACAGUAGCCAGCAGUAUCACACUCCACUGACGCCACAUACGCCCCACACGCCGCACACACCCCAUACACCAUUAACGCCGAUAUCGGCAACGUCGCAUCAGCCCCAACAGCCAAGCUCCACUGGGGCCACGUUAGGACAGGUGCCGAUAAAAUGUGAAACACCAGUUGAUCCUUAUUCAUUCGUUGAUGAGGAAAUGUCAAUGAGUGGUGGUAUAAGAGCGGCAAGUAGUCCUGGUGAAAAUAUUGAUGGAAUGACAUGUUCUACCAGUAGUAAUAUACAAUCAAGUAUCAGUACUCCGUCAUCAUCAUCACCAAGCCCUAUGCCCAGUCAACAGCAACAACAACUUCAGCAGCAGCAUCAGCAGCAGCUUCAUCAUCAUCAACAACAACAUCAUCUUGAACAACAACACCAGCAACAUCAUCUUGAACAACAGCAACAACAACAGCAUCAUCAUCAACAACAACAACAACAGCAACAACAUCAUAUGAGUAUGAUGAUGAACGGUGCACUUAAUUCACUUCAAUUACCACAUCAACCGAAGAAACGAGGCCGUAAGAAGAAGUCAGAAAUGAUACUUACACCUGAAGAGGCGGAGCUUGCUGAGGCUAAAAAACGUGCUAAAACCUACAAAGAAAGAAAAAAGCACGACAGGUUCGAUGGUAUGCCUGAAGAAGAAGUCAGUAAACGAGUCCUCCCUGAUCAUCUUACUGAUAAUCUUGAUAUUAUUAUCAUUGGCAUUAACCCUGGGCUUUUCGCGGCUUACAAGGGCCACCACUACGCCGGACCAGGAAACCACUUUUGGAAAUGUUUACAUUUAAGUGGCCUGACACCUGAUCCACUUACUGCUGAAGAUGAUUAUUCAUUACUAAAUUUGGGAAUUGGUUUUACUAAUAUGGUCGCGCGUGCGACCAAAGGAAGUGCUGAUUUAACGAGAAAAGAAAUUAAGGAAGGCAGCAGUUUAUUGUUGGAAAAGUUAAAGAGGUACAAGCCAAAAAUAGCAGUAUUUAAUGGAAAACUUAUUUACGAAGUUUUCUCUGGUAAAAAGGAAUUUGGAUUUGGUAGACAACCGAAUUUAAUUGAGGGUACAAAUACAUAUAUGUGGGUGAUGCCAUCGAGUAGCGCCAGAUGUGCGCAAUUGCCACGCGCGGCAGAUAAGGUGCCAUAUUAUGCAGCUCUUAAAAAAUUUCGUGACUAUUUGAAUGGGACAAUAUCACAUCUAGAUGAAUCGGAUAUUGUAUUUGCUGAUCCAAAAAUAAAUAAAAAGAAGGAACUUGAUGCUAUUGAAGAUAAAAAGUCAACGUUCGAUGGUGACGAAAUUGAUGGCGAGAGUAGAACGUCUGAUUUAAAUGAAAUGAAACAGGAGCAAGGAAUGAUACCCGGUAAAAAGAAACGGGGUAGACCGAAGAAAAUUAAAAAUCCUGAUGAUCAAAUGAUGAUUCCAUCAGAGUCAGAUAGUAAAAUGGACACCAGUAGUGGUGGCAGUGGCAGUGGUAGUGGUGGUGUCGGAGGGGGAGGCGGAAGUGUUGGAGUUGGAAUGGGAGGAGAAGUGAUAAAGAAACGUCGUGGACGUCCAAAGAAAAUUCAUCAGCAACAGAAACAGCAGGAACGUGAAAAUAGGGAGCGUGAACAAAUGGUACAACAGCAACAUCACCAGCAGCAUCAACAGCAUCAGCAACAGCAGCAUCAUCAUCAUCAUCAUCCACAUCAUUCACAAAGCAUGGGAGGACAUCUUGGUGACAGCUAUGGCAACGUACCAGGCUGUUUUUCCCCACCACUUAUGUCACCACCAAAACCAUUUGCUCAUAUGGCGCCGUAUCCUCAACCCGAGUCAAAUUUUUUCUCCCAGGGUAUGAAUGACAGUCCGUAUAACAUGAGCGCUAAACAAAGUCCCGUACAUCUACAACAGCAUUACAGCCAAAGUCCUAAAUCCAUGUCCCUGUCGUUUACUCAUUCCGAUUUAUCGUCUGAGAUUAACACGGCAAUAUCAUCCGAGAAUAAUCUCGAGCCAUCUCCAUUAACGUCGCCAAGUGUCGAGCAUCCAGAUUUUGAACCACCAACAAGUAUGUCUCAACAACAGCAGCAGAAUCUCACGAAUGAUCAUCGUGCUUAUAAUCCAGCUGGUACGACAGAUGGUACAAUACCACACUCAGGUAGUCCUGGUACACAAUCACACUCUAGUUACACGAGCUACAUGGGUUUUCAUGAUCAACCGACGCCUGAAUCUCAUGGGCAUGGACAUCAAACAACGCCCACGGGGAUGAAUCCUGCUGAGGAACAGCAGCACUCACAUCAGUCCCAUCAUACACCACCGUUAAGUCAUCCUCACACGCCGACAAAUUCAUCAAUGUCACCUCAUCCCCACGAGCAGUACGGUAUGAAGAGGAAUACCAGCCAAGAUGUUGCUUCCAAGAGUCUGAGUGAUCUUGAGUCUUUAGUUGAUCAGAUACCCAGUAUAGCUGACGGUGGUAAUCAACGUUUGCAUUCGCAUUCAGUGAUAACUGACGACGGUCUUGGUGACAAUAAAAUGGAAUCACAUCAUCAAUCGUAUCUUUCUGGUUUUGCUGGUCCAGGUAUGAGUAAUUAUAGUCCGCCACUUGGAGGGGGAAUUUAUUCUGGCUCACAACCGCUUUAUCCAGGUGAUAAUUACGGAUCACCCUAUGGUAUGAACAGUCGCCAUGAACAACAGCAGCAACAGCAACACCAACAGCAACAGCAGCAGCAGCAGCAGCAACAACAACAGCAACAGCAACAACACAGUAAAUCUUAUACUGUAGAAAAUCUUGCGUCAAGUAAUUACACACCGAGCAUGAGCCAAGCAGGAAAUAGCUACUCAAACAUUAUCCCCGGUCCACAUUAUCCCGUACCGACUAUGGGACCCACCAAUGGCUAUCUCUUCGGGGGAUUAGAGUCAAGUCUGAUGCAACGUACUUACGGAAUGACCGGAAUGACUGGUAUGGGUGGUAUGCAUCCCUCGUUAGGGCACAUGGCUAAUCCCUAUCCAUACAAUACAUCCUACUCGAGUUCCUUCGAGGCGUAUCCUACACCUCCGGCUGGUAUUCAUGCACCCAGUCCAAAUUAUCCUGGGGGCUAUGGUGUCUCCAGCACUACCAGCAGUCCUGGUAAUUCUACACCUCCUUCCUACCUUCAAUCCCAUCACAGGCCACCCGUUGACCUUGGCUAUGACGGCGUAUGAUAAUCAUUGUAAGCGUUAUGCUUUACUAAAUAAACAAAAUAUUUAAAAAAAAGGAAAAAAUAAAAUAAUAAUAAUAAAAUAAACAAUAUAUAUGUAUAAAUAUAUAUUCUAUGCUGAAUACUACCUUUUUUUACGUAUUUUUACACUCUUAGAAUUUUCUUGGCAUGCCUGAAUGCUGCACCGUAAAAAUUUAAAAAAAUAAAAAACGUUGGCAUUAUGGCAAAAAAAAAAUAUAAGAAAAAAGUAUUUGCAAGACCGCGUCGCCGUUUUCAAGAAAUUAAUUUUUAUUAAUAUUGUAUAAUUGAUGUUUUACGGACGAUGAUUAUUAUAAUAGAAAAUAAUAAUGAUAAUUAUGAUUAUAAUAAUAAUGAUGAUGAUGAUGAUCAUGAUCAUGAUAAUGAUAGUGGUUAGUACGAAGAAUAGAUGACGAAUGAUGAUUAUGAUGAUGGUAAUGAUGAUGAUGAAUUAAAAAAAGUAAUUAAUGAUAAAUAAUAAUAAUAAUAAUAAUAAUAAGUCUGUGACUUCGGCGACGCGAUUGGAAUAAAUCUAGUCCACCCGCAACGAAUAGUGCUUUCGGUUGAUGUCAAUCAAUUCCGCAGAGUUUAAUUGUGUCGUUGUAACGUUAACGGCUCGACGUAAUUUAGGAGAUCGGCGAAAAAAAAUAAUUAAAUACUACGAGUAAACAACUCGCGAUGCUCAAAAAUAAUUAUUCAAAAAAUUUAUUAUUGUUUUAUUUUAAAUAACUCGUACGGUUUAUUUUUGCAUUGAUAAUAUAAUUAGAUUGGUUUUUAAUUCUUGUCAAAAAGAAAAAUAAAUUGUUGUAAGGCCAGUGAGGUGCUAUGUAAUAAACGUGCAAUUUUAUUACCGUACGUUUUAACUAUUAUUAUUAUUAUUAUUUUCGUUUUUUUUUUAUAUAAAUUCCUGACUACGUUGUUGUUGUUGUUAUUGUUGUUGUUGCCUUAACUAACUUCAAUUGUCAUUAGUUAUAUUACAUACUGAAUGUCAGUCUGUACAUUCCGUUAUAAACUUUACUGUUUAUUAUUAUUAUUAUUAUUAUUAUUAUUAUUAUUAGUGUAAUAAUAAUUAAAAGAGAAAGAUAAAGAUAGAAUAUGUUUAAGAGAUAUAUUAAUAUGAUAUUAUUAUUAUGUAUGUACAUAUAAUGAUCAUCUUAGAAUACUUUAUAGUUUCGUUAAAAUCUUAUAUAUGACAUUUAAUUUUUGUUUAUGUUUUUUUUUAUCGAAGGGUAUAAGUUUCUAUUGCGAGUCAGGAUUCAUUUCAAUUAAAAGCUACCGGGUAAUUAAAGAGCUCGCUAUUUUUUGUUUUAUUGAGAAAUUUUUGUUUGAAUUUUUAAAUUUUGAAAUGCGUUAGAAACUUUUUUUUUUGUAUUCGCAAUUAUAAUAAAUUUUUUGAAUUUUUUGUGUUCAAACAUCAGUAGCACGUAUUUGUUUUCAAGUGUAGAGAUAAAAAAUUACUUUCAUAAAUAAAAAUAGUCUGGAUCCAGUAAAUUUAUUUAUUGAUAAUUUGGCAUGAAUUUUUUUUUGACGAGCAAUUACUAUUUUUUUAUAAUAAUUAUUUUAGAAAAAUAAAAUAAUUGGAAACAAUACCAACGAGUUUUUUUUAUAAAAACUCGUAUCAUUGAAAAAAAGUUUUUGAGAAUAAUUAUUUUUAAAGUUUCAUUCAUUGUAUGAGUAAAAGAAAAAAAAUUCCAUUUCAAAAAGCGGAUGAGCGAUGUCAUUUUGAAUGAGGUCUAUAAAAAAAUUUUCUAUUUAUAAAUUUCUAUGGAUCCAAUGCAUUUUAGAAUUAUCCCAUUAAAUGCUCGUAAGACUUUGAUUCAAAAUUUUUAAGUUUAUUAACAAAAGUGAUUUGAAAAAUUUUGAUCAGUUGUAAUUUUUUUAUGAGCGUGAAUGCAGCAGACAUGAGACCAUUUAUUAUAAAUUUUGAAUAAAAGAAUAAAUUAAGAUAAUGAAUUUUUAAAAAAUGCGUGUACUACUGACAUUUGAUUUAUUUAUUCUAAAAUUUAAAAAAUUGCCAAUUGUCAGUUACAUUCACACCCACAAUUUUUUUUCUAAUUUUUAAAAUUAUUUCGCCGAUCUCCGGUAAAAUACUUUUGCGGUCGUUGUAUAUAUACAAUUAUAUAUUAAUGAUACAAAUAAGCGAAAACGAAUUUUCAUCGGUGUUGUUAUCAUUGUCAUUCACAGUUUAUUCUCGCGAAAUAAAAAACACGAAUAUAUAAUUAAUAAAUGUAAAAAUAAUAAUAAUAAUAAUAUUAAUAAUAAAUAUAAAUUUGCCAUUGCCAACCUGUGUAAAAAAAAAUCGUUCCAAAGAUUUUCCAAAAACGUUCAUGACAGUGAACUUCCAAAAUUGAGAGAAUAUUGAACUUUUAGUUUAACAUUUUUGGAACUUUGAAAAAAUUAGAAAGUGAACAAUUUGGAACAGGUGUAGGACUUUUUUGAGUUUGAAAAAUAGUAAAAAAAAAAGAAAUUAUGAACAUUUACGACUCUUACUAAAAUUAUUCAGGUAUAAGGCACGAAAAAAUAAAAAUGGUUUGAAAAUAUUCAUGUACAUUUUUUGACUUUUCUUAGAACUUUUUGGGAAAGUCAGUUUUUUUAAUUUCUUAAAUUAUUCAAACAUAAUCCAAAAAAUGAGAGAUUGGAAAUAAUAAUUAACUUUUUAUGAACUCACAAAAUUUUAAAUUUUGUUUAAAAAAUUUUUUAAAAAACCCCGCUAAAAAGUCUACAGUAGUUGAAAAUUUUUCACACUUCUAUUUAUUUUAAAGUUUCAAAAAUGUUCAACUCAAAUUUCAAAAUUGACUCAAUUUUGGAAGUUCACUAUCAGGAACAUUUUUGGAACGAAUUUUUCUCACACGGGAAUCGUCGUCUCUAUUAACGUUAUCAUUAAACAAACGUUUUAUUUAAAUUAUCCCCUCAGUAGUAAAUAGUUGACUUAAAAUAUUUUUAAACGCUCCAGUAAAUUAAAAAUAAUAAUAAUUUACGAUAACGAUAAUGAAGAUGACUCACCACGUUAUAAAUAAAGUCGGUUGUGUUACGUUUUACGCCAUAAUUAAUAUUCUAUUAUGUUUUCUAUUACAAGUUGGUUAUAUAAUCGCGAUUAAUGACUGAUGCAUGGCAUAUAUAUAAAUAAAUAAAUUUGUAUAUUUAUUUAUUUAUAUUAGUGAAUAAACAAUAACAAAGAGACGUAAUUUUAACAAUCGUUGACACACCGAGACAUUACAUCUAUAACUAAAAUAUAUUGCUGUAAAAUUAUGCAUCAGUUAUACAUAUAUUAUAAAUAUAUAUUAAAAUAAAAUUAACAAAAACAAAAAUUAUUGAUAUAAAUAUAAAUAUAAAUAGAUAUUGUAAUGAUAUAAAACAAAAAAUAUACAUAUUACAAUUAACUAGCCAGUAUGAUAAAUAAUUAUAAUAAUUAAUUAACUAUUUGUCAAAUAAUCAUUAUAUUGAAUGUGUCGAUGAGUUGACGACGGAGGUGAUGCACAGGGUAUAGAUGAAGUUGAUGCUAUUAUAAUAAUAAUAAUAAUAAUAAUAAUAAUAAUAAUAAUAAUGAUAAUAAUAAUAAUGAU
Messenger RNA from Microplitis mediator, 8418 nucleotides. RefSeq names its product protein naked cuticle (gene Tdg). Gene Ontology annotation, cellular component: nucleus. Lineage: Eukaryota; Metazoa; Arthropoda; Insecta; Hymenoptera; Braconidae. Bases 1248 to 4841 code for a protein of 1197 amino acids. The record is from RefSeq and is a predicted model, not a curated record. Gene Ontology annotation, molecular function: DNA binding; mismatch base pair DNA N-glycosylase activity. Gene Ontology annotation, biological process: base-excision repair, AP site formation. The transcript has 10 exons.